Molecule: messenger RNA, 1398 nt
Organism: Naegleria lovaniensis
Lineage: Eukaryota; Heterolobosea; Eutetramitea; Acrasida; Naegleriidae
Exons: 1
Coding region: 1-1398 (465 amino acids)
Molecular function (GO): amino acid kinase activity
Source: RefSeq, a predicted model, not a curated record
AUGUCAACAGCACCCUCUCUCGUUCUUUCCUCACAGGGUCGACAACAAAUUCUCACUGCAUGGAAUUUACCAUCGUCCACUUCCAUUAACGUCAUUAAACAAUCAGAAAAUCAUACCUACCUCGUACAAGUUUUUCCUCUAGUAACAACAACAACAACAAACGAAAGUAGCAGCAACGAUGACCAUGCAACAACCAUCCGAACUGAAUCCUCAGUAGUUCCAAAGAAGAAAGAGCUUAAUCUACUACCACAUCAUGAACACGAAGAACAACAACCACCAUUGUUGUACAUUCUCCGCCUCACUCCUAAACAUCAUCGUUCUCAAGAAGCCAUUCAAGCAGAAUUGGAUUUUAUUCAUCGGAUUCAUCAUGUUUUGGAACAUGAUGACACACCACCACGACCAUCCUCCUCUCUUCAUGUAUGUCCUCCUAUACCUCUGAAGAAGAGUCUUGAAUCAUCUUGUUUUCAUGAAACAUACAGCCGGCAACAAAACAAUACUUUGCCCUUCAUUGCUACUUUAGUUUCUCCCUAUCAUGAUUGCCCAAAUAUAGAUCACAUGAAUGAAACCAACGCUCAAGAAUAUUAUUAUGCAGUUCUCUUUGAAUAUGCUCAAGGAAGUUCCGUAUUGGAAAAGUGGAUUGGCUUAACGAAUGAAUCUUUUAUUGAUGCGUUGGGUAGAGCCAUUGGAGAGAUGCAUGAUAUUUCUCAAAAGAUGAACAAUCGAUCUGAAACAAGUUGGCAAGUAACGGCAGAGAAUAUUCCUCAAUGGUAUGAUACUCAUGGAGGUGCUUGUAAUAUUGAAAAAAUUAGAGAACGAGCCAAUCAGUAUGCUCAUGAGCCUUCAUUACUCUUAUUAUCUUUAUGGGAGAACCAUGGCUUGAAAGAAUUUAUAUCUGGUUUGAAAAAGACUCGUGAAAAUUUUGGAGUCAUUCAUGGAGAUAUUAAUGUGAGCAAUUAUUUUGCUGCGGAAAAGACAAGUGAACAAGCGCAUGCUCAAGUGUGGAUUUUUGAUUUCGAUCAAGUUCAACACAACUUUUUUGGUUGUGACCUGGCUGUGGUGUUACAAAUGAUUCGCUUUUUCGAAGAUGAUGGAUUGGGUAUUGGGAAAAUUGAAGGAUUUGAUGCAGAUCGAUUUAGAACUGUGUUUUUACAAGCUUAUAAAGAGACUUGUCCACAUGGGAUGAUAGAAGAAGGUCAUUUGGAUACUCAUCAUUUGAAACAUUUCGAAAUGUUUCGAGAAUUUUAUCAUACAUCAGUUGCAGUAGAUAUUUUGUUUCGUCACGAACAUGCUUCACAAGGAGAUGACUCUACUGGACAACCAAUGGUGCAGUUUGAAGAAUCCAUUAUUUCAUUUUGUAAAUUAGCAGUCAAUCGACUCCAAAACAAAUUUAAAUUGUAA